AUUCCUGAGUCCCCUGAAUAUGAUUAUUGGCGGUCUCGUGGUGGUGCUGGUCUUCAUGGGGUUUGUGUGGGUGUCGCACAACAAGGAUAUACUCCGCAGGCUGAAGAAGCAGUACCCAACCUCAUUUGUAGUGGUCAUCAUGCUGUCUAGCUACUUCUUGAUCUCCUAUCUGGGAGAUGUCAUGGUGUUCAUGUUUGGGAUCACGCUUCCUCUCCUCUUGAUGUUCGUCCACGCUUCUCUGAGGCUCCGGAACAUAAAGAACAAGCUGGAGAACAAGAUGGAAGGAAUAGGCUUGAAGAAGACCCCGAUGGGCAUCAUCCUGGAUGCUCUAGAACAGCAAGAAGAUAGUAUCAACAAACUGGCUGACUACAUAUCUAAAGUGAAGGAGUAAGCAGCUGCAACGUGGCAUUUUUACCCGUUGCAGGAGUGUAGUUGCUAUUUACUAUUGUUCAAGCUUGCUUUCAGUUUGUGUUCAAAACGAGAAAUGCACGUGGUACAGAUUACUAGCUGCAGGAUGCAGGUAUUCCAGGGUCUUCAGGGCUCCUCUAAGAACAUAAGAGCAGCAACUUUUUUUCUAUUAUAUAGCAAAACGUUCUGGUGUUUACACAAAUACAUACUAACUUAAAUGUGUUUGCUUGUCUCUUCUUCCGGGGGGGGUAGAGGAGGAAACCUGUGGAGUACAGUCUCUCAAACUGUCUCGUAGCGAGUCUGUCUACUAAAAGUAACACCCCUUUCAUCUCACUUCUACAAGAUGGCAGCUUAGCCAGUUUGUGCUGGGUGGCAGCGUUCAAGGUGAGCUGGAAUGUAUCGAAAGUAUCUCUUGGAUCCUCCGAAGCCCUCUCUUGAGCAGUCUGUAU
Leptosomus discolor (cuckoo roller) is the source of this 857-nucleotide messenger RNA. The record is from RefSeq and is a predicted model, not a curated record. Lineage: Eukaryota; Metazoa; Chordata; Aves; Leptosomiformes; Leptosomidae.